Messenger RNA from Helianthus annuus (common sunflower), 998 nucleotides. Its product is annotated as very-long-chain enoyl-CoA reductase. The transcript is spliced from 2 exons. The coding region runs from base 74 to 880 and encodes 268 amino acids. The record is from RefSeq and is a predicted model, not a curated record. Gene Ontology annotation, molecular function: oxidoreductase activity, acting on the CH-CH group of donors. Lineage: Eukaryota; Viridiplantae; Streptophyta; Magnoliopsida; Asterales; Asteraceae. Gene Ontology annotation, biological process: lipid metabolic process.
CACUGGAUUUAUAGACAUAACAUAAUACCAAAAACAAUUAAGAAACACACACACAAAACACGAUAGAAUCAAAAUGGCCAUUCCUUCUAUUUUCCUAAACUUCUUGUUCCCACCACCGCCAUCGUUGUUCGUGACAACAAUGUCGGUGAUAGGUAUCUCGUCACUUGCAAAUGCCGGAUUCAUGGAAAUCAAAGGCAAACACAUGCAGUAUUCCAAAUUCUUGAACGAAGGUGUUGCAAAGAAAGAGAACGGGGCGAAGUUGUCUAGUCGAAACGGGAUGCUUCUGGCCUAUACACCGGCGUUUGUUGUGGGAUUGUCUUCUUUGCUCGCUUUCCCUGAUCAGGAUCUUAGAUUUUUGUUGCUUGCUUCAUCUCUCACCGUUCAUUUCUUGAAACGGGUACUUGAGGUGUUAUUUCUUCACAAAUAUAGCGGUUCAAUGGGUAUAGAAUCUACAAUUAUCAUUACGUUAAGUUAUACUGUCUCCACUGCAACAAUGAUUUAUGCUCAAUAUCUAUCACGAGAUUUACCCAAUCCUCCAAUAGAUCUCAAAUAUGUUGGAGUUGGGUUGUUCUUGAUCGGCAUUGUUGGAAACUUUUACCACCACAACAUUCUUGCUAAUCUUAGGAAGGAGGGGGACAAAGAAUACAAAAUUCCUCAAGGAGGGUUAUUUGAUUUGAUCAUAUGUCCACACUAUGUCUUUGAGAUUUUCGGUUACGUAGGAAUGUCUUGCAUUUCACAAACACCUUACGCUUUUGCUUUCACUUUAGGUACAAUUUGUUAUUUGAUGGGGAGGAGUUAUGCCACACGAGAAUGGUACAUAUCGAAGUUUGGGGACAAAUUCCCUAAGGACGUUAAGGCUUUUAUUCCAUAUGUUUUUUAGAUGGACGUAUAUGAGAAUAUUAGAUUAAAUUUGUGUUUUGUGGAUACAUUUAUGUUUCUAUGGAUCUUUGGCAAUUAUUAUCAUACUGUAAUACAAUGAAGUUAGUUUGUUUUGGGUA